Messenger RNA from Sparassis crispa, 255 nucleotides. RefSeq lists its product as hypothetical. The transcript has 4 exons. NCBI's taxonomy places the organism in Eukaryota, Fungi, Basidiomycota, Agaricomycetes, Polyporales, Sparassidaceae. Bases 1 to 255 code for a protein of 84 amino acids. The record is from RefSeq and is a predicted model, not a curated record.
AUGUCUAGCAAGAAGAGUCGCUCGUCCAAAAAGGACUACAUCAUCACAAACAGUGGUACGAACAGCCGGGGAAACCACUACUGCCAUCGUGAGUCCAGCGAGGGUGCCGGGUACCAUUACUCCAACAAAGACGGGAGCUGGUACUAUCACAACCAAGAUGGCUCUCGCUACUUCGACGACGGGAAGGGGCAUGCGAAAUACACCGACCCGAGCGGCAAUGUCCACCUCAAGGGUAGCAGCGAAGGUGAUAUCUGA